GAUCCCUGGAUGCAGAGCAGGGGAGUGGACUGGGACCUCUCGUGGAAUAUCCUAGAGCAAGAAGAAUCCUUUGGAAAGCUGUGCUAGAGGCUUUAAUGAAUCAUGUCUGAGUCGGGGUUGGAAGUGCACUUGCAGACCCUGCUUGGGGUAGGCCUGGCUGUGCUGUGCUUCUGCCUGAUCCUUGGUUGCAUCCUGUGCUGGCGUCGAAGGAGGUCCCAGCCCUGCCAAGACAAGUCCUUGUCCUCGGAUCAUGUGGCGCUGGACCUGGGCCCCGCCUUCUCCCCCAAGAUCAGCCCAACCAGCCCAAUAUCCAUCAAACAGCAGUACCAGGAGCUUGAAGGGGAUGUACUAGAAUACCCGGUCCAGCCCCCAUGCAGCUGCUCCUACCCAUCUCCAGAACACAAAUUCAGACCGAGGAGCACUUCGGAACUUGACGCCAACUACAAAACCAGCUACCAGUUGCAGAGACAGAGCAACCUGUCGUCUUACGAGAAAAGCCCUCCUUUCAAACCAGGCUGCCACGGCAGGGCAUCCCUACCCACAAUCCCCAAACUCAACCUUGUCUCCAAAACCAAGCAAGCCUUAGAGAGGCGCUUCACCGUAACGGGAGCUACCUUUAUCUACAAGCACAGCAAACUGAACAGCCCGGGAGCCAGUGAGCACAGCAAACCGAACAGCCUGGGAGCCAGUGAGCACAACAAACUGAACAGCCUGGGAGCCAGUGAGCACAGCAAACUGAACAGCUUGGGAGCCAGCAAGCACAGCAAAAUAAACAGCCUGGGAGCCAGUGAGCACAGCAAAAAAACCAGGCUGCUGAACUCAAGAGUGAGGCAAUCCCACACUCUCCCGGGAGAGAUCUCAGAAAUCAGUGACAAAGUUCCCCCAAGAAUCCAGUUCAGGCUCUUCUUCUCCCCCAAAGAUGGGUCUCUGACCGUGUCUGUGCUCAGCCUGGCCAAUGUGCCGCGAAAGAUCGGGGUGUCCGGGGGGUGCUAUGUGCAGCUGAGUCUGCUGCCCUGCUGCCUGGAGACCCUGCAGACGUCUGUGCGGCCCCGGAGUCUGAACCCCGAGUUCAGGGAGGAUUUCCGUUUCGAGGUGGGGGCUGUGGAGUAUCUGAGAGUCUGCACAUUGUGCAUGGCCGUCUUCUCCAAGGACUUUCCAAGCCUGAGAGCAUCCUGCCUGGGGAAGAUGCUGCUCCCUUGUGGGCAGGUGGAGUGGGGGACUGGCCGAGCCACCAGCUACAGUCGGGAGCUGAGCUCCACCAAGACCAAACUCAAAAAGAGUCAAAGCACCCAGGAUGUGGAGAGCCACAGCAGCUCCAUUUCAAUCCCCAAGGCCCUGGGCCAGCUCUUCAUCCUCCUGCAAUACCAGACACUGGCCCACAGGAUUAAGGUGAUGGUCCGAAAGGCAGAAAACCUUGGCAAACUGAACCGCAUACCCGGGACACCAGAUCACUACGUGGUGAUUACCCUGCGGCAUGGGGGCAGUGUGAUUGUAAGCAAGGAGACGAAGGCGGCCAGUGGCUACAACGCGGUGUGGAACGCCCCCUUCCUCUUCGACAUGCCCCCCGGGGAGAUCCACGAGCUGCCCCUCUCUCUGGAGUUCAUCAUCAUGCAGGGGCACAUUUACACGAGGACCAGGGUCCUGGGCCACGUGUUGAUUGGCUGUGAUGCUCUGGAGGAGGGGCAAGCGCACUGGAAGGACAUGUGCAGCCGGGGGCAGGUGGAGACAGCCAGGUGGCACACCAUCCAACCGGAUUCAUUGUAGAGUCCAGGCCAGAGGGGCAACGAACUAUCAGGGAGUCCCGAGAAUCUCAACUGUAAACCUCGUCCAAAAUCCCAUUGCAACUCUCCACUGGAUUUCAAGGCUGUGGAUAUCUUCUGAAGAGCAGCAGACAGGUGGACAGGCCAUAGAAAUGAGAUAAGAAGUGCUAUGAAAUGACCUUGUUGUACAUAGUAUUUGAUGUGAGGAGGUACUGCAAGUUGGAAUUUGUAAUAUGCUAAAUAUUAUUUUAUUUAGUUAUUUUAUUUAGUUAUUUUUUAGAGAAAACAUUACAUGGCUUAAUUCUAAGGAGUAUGCACGGCUUGUUUGCCACCAGUUUUCAAACAUGGAUGGUUUUAUUGUCCUUUAAUAAAAAUUGCAGGGUGGAGAUCUGGAGUUUAAAAAGCAAUUGCAAUCUCAUCCCCCUGUUACAUCUGUAUUGAACUUGAAAAGCUAAACAGAGUCCACCUACUUUAUGAUGCAGUAUGCAUAUCUAAAUAGGCAUGUUUGUCUGCAUGGCUGACCCGUUUCACCCAUUACGCCUGCAUACUGAGACGCCCAACAUACAAUGACUGUGUAUUGCUGUGAAUAACAGACACAGUGAAGUCAUGUACUGAAGGUGCAUUUUGUGAAUCAGACAGUACUGUAUGUGGCAGCUCACUCCUGGAGGAAUGAAAAUGUGCCCGCAUAUAUCUAUUAUAGGUAACACAGGCUAGAUCAGCACCAUCUGGUGAUAGAGCAGCUAGGGCAAUGGCAGACAACUAGAACUGAAGAGAAAAGCUCAUAGGCAAAGCACUGUAAACACAGUCUUCUAUCAAAACAAGAAUACUCCAAUAAAGCACCUUAAACAGUCUAAUAUUAAAACCAGAAUAAUCCAAUAAAGCACCUUAAACAGUUUAAUAUCAAAACAAGAAUACUCCAAUAAAGCAAGUCUCAGUAAUUGCAAUGAAAACCAUUCAGAGAGACUGCGAACAACACAAGAGAAUCAAUGCUAAUCAGGCUGGUUUUAGUAGAGCUUUGAACUGCAGUAUCAAUGUUGACCAGGCUGGUUAUAGUAGAGCUUUGCACUGCAGAAUCAAUGUUGACCAGGCUGGCUAUAGUAGAGCUUUGCACUGCAGAAUCAAUGUUGACCAAGCUGGCUAUAGUAGAGCUUUUUACUGCAGUAUCAAUGCUAACCAGGCUGGUUAUAAUAGAGUUUUUUACUGCAGUAUCAAUGCUGACCAGUCUGGCUAUAGUAGAACUUUGCACUGCAGUAUCAAUGUUGACCAGACUGGUUAUAGUAGUUGCAUUGCAGCUGACUUGAUUUCAGCAAGAUGAAUUGUAGAAUUAAAAUAUCAAAGAAUUACAUCCUAGAUAAACUUGAAUUGAUGUUGAAAUUCUGUCCUAAAAAAAGUGUCAUAAUUUAAACUCAACCAUCUAGAUCUUUUUUCCUCCAUUCAAGACAGCAGUGUAUCAUUUUGAGGCACACCUUUUUAUCUAUUUAGUCCUUCAUUAUUGAAUAAUCAUUGAGGAAAGCACCUGUGCUGUGUCUUGUACUCAUAGAAUAUAUGAACCUGUAGGUUACUGUAAGGUGUACAUUAAAACACAUACAAAAUAUUAUGCAAAGACCUUUGAAGAUGUGAUUAAAAAGUACCUAUAACCCAACGUGAGAGACUUGGGGUUAUUCUGUAGUUGCAGCACUGAGAGGGACAAGGAAUGUGGAUUUACAUGACUGGUGUUAUUAUUACUGCUUAUCUCUGCACAAACUUAUACUGCUUAUUGUGUGUGUGUGCAUAUUGUAUUGCUGUAAGAGUGGAUGUGUGAUUUAAUGUAUCACCUGUUAAUAAAGAUCAAUGUUGUGCUGUU
This is a messenger RNA of Polyodon spathula (Mississippi paddlefish), 3603 nucleotides long. RefSeq names its product synaptotagmin-9-like. Gene Ontology annotation, molecular function: calcium ion binding; phosphatidylserine binding; SNARE binding. Gene Ontology annotation, biological process: regulation of dopamine secretion; cellular response to calcium ion; vesicle fusion. Gene Ontology annotation, cellular component: axon; synapse. The record is from RefSeq and is a predicted model, not a curated record. NCBI's taxonomy places the organism in Eukaryota, Metazoa, Chordata, Actinopteri, Acipenseriformes, Polyodontidae. Bases 103 to 1764 code for a protein of 553 amino acids. The transcript is spliced from 5 exons.